Strongylus vulgaris is the source of this 381-nucleotide messenger RNA. Lineage: Eukaryota; Metazoa; Nematoda; Chromadorea; Rhabditida; Strongylidae. The record is from the annotation of a GenBank genome assembly.
AUGUUCACUAAGCGAAUGCUGCUAUUGGCUUUUGUCUUUGCCUACACUGGAAUUGAACAAGCAUUCUGGACAGGAAUCUACCCUACUUGCAUCUCUUUUACCCAAAAACUGGGCUCAAAUACAAACUCUUUGCUUGCACUAAAUUCGAUUGCUGCAGGAUUGGGACAAAUAGCAGCUGGACUGCUUUUUGGAAUUCUUGGUGCACGAACUAGCAAAAUAGGACGCGAUGCUAUUAUUUUUAUGGGUGCUAUCAUUCAUCUUAUCACAUUUGCCUUAAUUUACAUAAAUAUUCCCAAUGAUGCUCCUCUGCAGAAAACAAACGAAUUAGGAGCAAUUCUGACACCAAGGUUGAGAAAUGUGGGUUUUGACAUGUUCCAUUAA